AUGGCUGUACCGAAGGUGGCCCCGUUCUACGGAAAUGCCCCCUUCAUACUGGAAACCGGCGACCUCACUUCAGCUAUCGCUUCAGGCCUCCUUCGACCGAACGUCUUCGUUCAGCAAACCGACCGAAAUCUAGAAAACUACGGCGUCGCCUACAGUCGCAAGGACAAUAUCGGUAUUGAGACUCAUGGUUCUCAAAAAGCCAUUCAAACUCGCUGUAAGGAAUUUGCUAAGUCUUGCGGAUUCCAGCUGAAGGUUGCGGGAUUCAGCAGUAAACACGGCGGUGGUAAUGCAAAGUACGUCUGCAAGAAAUUGAACGGUCAGCAGUUCUUCGACAAGGAAGCUGACCAAGGCGCCAUCAGUUGUCCCUUUUUCUUCAACGUCAGUGGAGUUGCCGGUGAAUGGAAGGUGAUAAGGGCCAAUUUCUGCCACAACCAUCUCAAGAACGUCGGGUUUUCUGGACGCCCUGUUGCUGAAGGGACCAUCGCUCGUCCUGACAAAGACCUGUGGAAUACAACACAGCAGGUCGACGAGAUGAUCCGCCUGGUCCGAUCCGAAAUGCUGAACAAGUAUGAAGGCAAAACGGACCGGAUGACUGGAGCUGCAAUCGCUAAGUUUCUUCUCGGGAAAGGAAUUUCGACAGGUCGGUCUUCAAUAAGCCGAAUUAAGCUAACCCUUGACGAGUUGAACCACGGCGAUCGAUUGACUAACUACCAAAACCUGGAAAGUUAUCUGAAGCUCAUGGCAGAAAAAAAAAUGCAGGCUCGGUCUGGAAAUUCGAGAAGAACUUUGAUGGAACUUUUCAGCGUGCCUGCUUCAUUCCAAGUAUCGGUAUUCGAGUGGCAAGAGCGGGUAGGCGUUUAUUUGCAGUCGACGGUGCUCACUUGA
Phytophthora nicotianae INRA-310 is the source of this 885-nucleotide messenger RNA. RefSeq lists its product as hypothetical. Bases 1 to 885 code for a protein of 294 amino acids. The record is from RefSeq and is a predicted model, not a curated record. NCBI's taxonomy places the organism in Eukaryota, Oomycota, Peronosporomycetes, Peronosporales, Peronosporaceae. The transcript has a single exon.